AUGGCAUCCUCGACCGGUGUGCGCUUCGCUGUAAGAACAGCUCCGUGGGAAAGCAAAGGCCAAUCUAAGGGCUUAGAACUUGCUGCGGUGUCAGAGUUACAGUUGGCCACAGGACAUUCGAUUGAAGCAUUGUCAUCAGUCAGCGCCGAUCAGAUUCAUGAGGCUGUGUCAGGAUGGUGCUUCGCGAAUUUCAACACCGCCAAGAGCGUGCUAGAACUUCGGACUUCGUCGACUUUUGUGCUCAUCCUCAAAGGGUUCAUCGCAGAUAGGCUUGAGUCCAUGGGAUGUGAGAAGGCGCGGGUGUCACAAAUCGUUCUUUCGGUCCAUGACCACAGGCAAUGCAAAUCAGAACCGCGUGCCGUGACGCUUCUGAAUCUGUCAUUCGAUGAGAUGGACUUUGUGGGGCUGUGCACGGGAGACUCAGCUAUUGAGAUGACUCCGACAGAUACCAUUCCCAUUUUGGCCGAGAUACGGCAAUCGGACACUGAGCCAGAAGCAUGGGCCACAUAUGGUACAGUCGCAUCCUUUGACACGUACAUCGCCACCAUCCUUCAAUCUAUUGGAGUUACCAACAGCUCAGUGGCGCAUAAAACAGUGGAGAAGCAGGGCUAUUUCUGCAAACGGAUUCAGGUGCCUCGUGUCUGUCGUGACGCGCUGUACAUGAGGAGCGGGUUUUUCGGCAUUCAGUUCAAGCCGUUGCGCCAUCCCAACGAUCCUUUGGAGGAAGGAUUGGAGGUCAUUAGAGCCGAGGGCAACAACUCCCUCAUGAGUGUGGCCAAGCAGCUUGAGUCGACUACGGGCUUCCUGGGUUGCUUCUCCUCAAUGGGCACAGUUUAUGUGCGAGCCAAAGAUGACGACAUUGCAACCAUUCGCAAGGUGCUUUUCCCCGACUCUACACGUUUCAACGCAGAGAAUUGGGGAAUGAAAGCCAAGUUUCGCUACAAGGUCAUGGGCUUUCCAGCUGGCAUUACGCCAGUCAAAGCCUUCCAGACGCUUCAGGACAUGGGGUGGAUUGUCAUUCCGGGACUUGUUGUUCAUGCUAGUGAGCUGGCUACCGUCUACGUCUCGGCGGAUGAACGGCCGCCCCACACAAAGUUUCAUACAACCCAAGGCAUCAUCCAAAUUUCGGAGGCUGAGAGAGCGGCCCGUCAGAAAGUGCAGAUACGCCCAGUCAAAGCGCCAGAGUCGGACACGUCUGGGGUAGCUUCGUCCAGAUCUUCGUCAACGACCGAUCCGUGGUCCAAAUGGGAUCCUUGGAAGGGUGCUAAGUCCCAGGAGGUUAGCAGCCCGACAGUGCAGCCGUGUUCUCUCCAAUCUAGGGUGGUCGAGCUUGAGAAGAAAAUGCAGGGUGUCCAUCAAAGCAUCGGGAAGUUGCAGGAUGAACAGGCAUUGACUCGAACGAAGUUGGACCACAUGGCUGAAAAGAAUUCGUCGGGGUUUGCUACCUUGAUGGAAAUGAUUUCGGAGCUGAAGGAGAUGCAAGGCGGCUCGUCGCGACAGAGUACCCCUGUCCGCAGUCCUCCUUUCAAAGCCGCGCGUAGUGAGUAG
Symbiodinium natans is the source of this 1548-nucleotide messenger RNA. The record is from the annotation of a GenBank genome assembly. NCBI's taxonomy places the organism in Eukaryota, Dinophyceae, Suessiales, Symbiodiniaceae.